CUUCACUGACACAUACAGUACUAUACCUUCAAGCUAACCGGGUGGCAGCCGGCUUCGAGCUGAGCAUACCCACCAGUUGGAGCUUUCUUCAGAGCACUAGAGAGUAGCACUAGCUUGUGGGGGAUGAAGCAAGGAAGGCGCGGGAGUAAGAAGCAUGGGAGCGGAGCGGCGGCGCUGUGGCUGCUGCUGCCUCUUCUAGUUUUGAUAGUGCUCAAGACAAAUCUCCUGCCACAGUUUGCACGCUAUUCCAUGGUCGGGUCACCACCUUCUGCGGCAUCAACAUCCACACACGGGGUGACCAGCAACGUCGAUGCGACGAAAGCUCUGGCAGCACCGCCAAUAAUAAGCAGCAAGUUGACCUGCAACUUCAGCAAUCAUCAGUCCAACACCUGCAGCAUGGAAGGCGACUUGCGCAUCCAUGGCAAAUCCGCCACUGUGUACGUCGUCUCGGCGUCCACCUACCGUCCGGAAAAUGCGACCAUCAAGCUCCGCCCGUAUGCACGAAAGUGGGAGGACCAGGUGAUGCUGCUGGUUCGUGAGGUCACCAUGCGGUCUAGUCCGCCUGCAGGCAGUGCCGCCGCCGACGACCCACCACCACCACCGCAGUGCUCGGUUCGGCACGACGUGCCGGCAGUGGUUUUCUCUACCGGCGGCUACAACAGGAACUUCUUCCACGUGAUGACCGACGUGAUCAUCCCACUCUACCUGACGGCCCGAGAGUACAAUGGCCACGUCCAGCUGCUUGCCACCGACUACGAGCCCAAGUGGAUCGCCAAGUACAAGGCCAUCCUCGCCGCACUGUCAAGCUACCCAGUCAUAGACUUGGACUCUGAGCCUGAGGACACCGUGCGCUGCUUCCCGUCGGCUCAUGUCGGGCUGGAGAGUCACAAGGAGCUGGGCAUCGUCCCGGGUCUCUCCCACAAGGGCUACACAAUGGUGAGCUUCCGGGACUUCAUCCGCUCCGCCUACUCGCUGCAGCGGCCACGGGUGAGCGCCGGGCGGAAGAAGCCUCGGCUCGUCAUGAUCCUGCGCCGCAACUCGAGGCAGCUCAAGAAUGAAGACGACGCCAUCGCCGCCGCGGCCAAUGUCGGCUUCGAGGUGGUAGCUGCGGGACCAGACGACGUCAGUGACCUGGAGCGGUUCCCCGGGGUGGUCAACUCCUGCGACGUGCUCAUGGGCGUGCACGGUGCUGGGCUGGCCAACAUGCUGUUCCUGCCUCACAACGCCACGGUGGUGCAGAUCAUCCCGUGGGGCGAGCUCAAGUGGGCGUGCCGGCAUUCGUACGGAGACCCCGUGCCAGACAUGGGACUCCGUUAUCUCGAGUACGAGGCCACAGCGGAGGAGACCUCGUUGAAGGACAGCUACCCCCGCGACCACGCCGUGUUUACCGACCCGCUCUCAAUACAUCGCCAGGGAUUUGACAAGAUGUGGAACAUCUUCAUCAACGGACAGCACGUCAUCGUAGACAUCGACCGAUUCACAGGGUUCAUGAAGCAACUGUACCAGUCCAUCACGACGGAGUAGAGUACGUAGACAUAAAUUGACCUGGUGGUCGAUCUGAUCAAUGUGAGAUGAUAAAUGUGAAAUUCUCAGCAGGUGACCUAAUUAAAUAUGUACUAGUCUAUCAAUUCUAAAUUGUAGCUUAUUUUGGUUUUA
Sorghum bicolor (sorghum) is the source of this 1656-nucleotide messenger RNA. Its product is annotated as protein O-linked-mannose beta-1,4-N-acetylglucosaminyltransferase 2. Lineage: Eukaryota; Viridiplantae; Streptophyta; Magnoliopsida; Poales; Poaceae. The record is from RefSeq and is a predicted model, not a curated record. The coding region runs from base 124 to 1524 and encodes 466 amino acids. The transcript has 3 exons. Gene Ontology annotation, molecular function: glycosyltransferase activity.